AUGCAAUAAGAAAGUCGGAAGAUUAUUAUAAAUCGAAGAGAUCAAAAUAUUUUGUUUCCUUCAAAUGCAAUAAAGACUUCUAAAUAUAAUAUGCUUAACUUCUUUCCAAAAGCAAUUCUAUUGUAAUUUAUGAGAAUUGCAAAUAUUUACUUCUUAGUAACAGCAGUUUUGCAAAGCAUGCCUUUGAUUUCUCCAUUGGCCCCUUUUUCUGCUAUAAGUAAAAUAAUAAUAUCAAUUUUUUAGGUCCUCUUGUGUUUGUUUUGGCUGUGUCAUUAUUUCGUGAAAUGUUAGAAGAUUAUGUAUAAAUAGUUCGUUAUUAACUUUAAGCGUAAACAUAGAAAUGAUGACAUGAUUAAUGAGCAAGUAGCCCUUUUGUAUAACAAUUAUGUAUUUUAAAAAAUAUAGUGGAAAGAGAUCAGGGUUGGUGAUAUUGUCUAAGUUUUAGAGGAUUUCACAAUACCAGCAGAUUUAUGCAUUCUACGUACAAGCGAUGAGAAUGGCUAAUGUUUUUUAGAAACCUCAAAUCUUGAUGGGUGAGUUACAAUACUAAACCUAGUGAACGCAAUCUAAAAACUAAAUACGCAAUAACAGAAAUUUAGGAGUAGAUGAUCCAUGGGAAAUUCAGCGAUCUUACCGGAGAACUGUAAUGUGACAAGCCUAACAAUCGGAUUCAUAAAUUUCAAGGAAUGCUUCAAGUAGAUCUAAAACAGUAUCCAAUUAGUAACAACAAUAUUUUAUUGAGAGUAUAAUUAUAGUAGUAAUUGAUAGGGAACAACAAUUAAGAAUACAAAAUGGGUAGUAGGUUUAGUAGUAUAUACAGGUCAUGAUUGUAAAAUAAUUAAAAGUUAGGGUAAGAUGAGAUAUAAAUCAACUCAUAUUGAGAGAGCUUUAAAUAUAAUAGUAAUUGUGAUAUUGAUACUGUAAGCAGGUGCUUGUAUAGCUUUAUCAUUCUUCACUGCUUAUAAUUAUAAUCCUUUAAAUUUUGAAGGCAAACCAUAGUUCAUUUACAUAUAUCCAGAUAAUGAUAAGAAUGGACCAGUUGUAACAGCAGUAAUUAGUUAUUUCUCUAAUUUUCUUCUUCUCAAUUCUAUGGUGCCCAUCUCUUUAAUUAUCUCUUUAGAAACAUUAAAGUAUUUGUAAACUACUUGGAUGGAAUUUGAUGAGUAAAUGCAAAGUGAGAAUUAACCUUUUAGAGUACUUAAUACAAUGAUUCAUGAGGAAUUAGGAAAGAUAGAAUAUGUAUUUACAGAUAAAACAGGUACAUUGACUUCAAAUAAUAUGGAAUUUCGGUAAUGUUGUAUAAAGGGUAUAGCAUAUUCAAAUGAAGAUUUACUAGAGAUUUUUAAAUGCGAUAAUAUUAUGAACGAUUUAGAAUUGGAUAAAUAUAUAAAUUUCUUCCUUUGUAUAAUAAUUUGUCAUAAUGUUAUUGUUGAUGAAAAAUUAAAUGAAUUCUAAGGUAGUUCUCCAGAUGAAGUAGCUUUAGUUAAGGCUGCAUUUAAUCAUGGAUUUAAAUUUCUAAAAAGAACUAAUAAUUCUAUUUUUAUUAAAGUUCGUGAAUAAUUAUUAGUUUAUGAGUAUAUUUGUGAAUUUGAAUUUACAUCAGAUAGAAAGAGAAUGAGUAUGAUAGUUAAAGAUAUGUAGACUGAAUAAUUACUAUUAUUUUGUAAAGGUGCUGAUAACAUUAUUUGGAGAAGAUUAGACAUGAGAAAACAUUAAGAAUAAGAAUUAUAAAUGUCUCAAGUUAGUCUUAAGAAAUAUUCCAAAGAAGGUCUUAGAACACUCUGUUUAACUUAUAAAUAAUUAGAUGAAAUAUAAUUUUAAGAUUGGUAAAAAUAAUAUAGAUCAAUUUAAAAUGAAGUAGCACUUGAUCCAGAAGCAAUAAAUAAAUUGAAAGAACAUGAGUCUAUUUUAGAACAUGAAUUAAUGUUAUUAGGUAUAACUGCAUUAGAAGAUAAACUCUAAGAGGAUGUUCCUGAAGUUAUUAAAUCUCUUCAUGAUGCUGGUAUUAAAGUAUGGAUGCUUACAGGAGAUAAAAUGGAAACUGCAGAAAAUAUUGGUCAUUUAUGUCAUUUAAUUGAUUAGAGCACAAAAUGUUUUAGAGUUAAUUAGGAGGAUUAGGAAAGUAUAUUGUAAUUAUAUUUAUAUUUAUGUUUUAGAAUGAGAUUCAAGAAAAUAGGAAGGAGUAUAUAAACUUAUGAAAAAAUUACUAAAAAAACUAAUAAAGUUAAGAAAAAUUAAUUGUUAUAAUAAUAAUUAUAAUGGUUAAGAGAAUAAUCUUCUAUUAAUUCACAAAUAAGAUCAGUUCACAAAAUGAAAAUAAAUCAAAUGUCUGUUAAAUCAGAAGGCAGUGAUAAUCAUAGCUAAAAGGAAAUUAAAAGAACAUUUGCAUUGAUUGUAGAAGGUGAUUCAAUAUAUUAUCUAUUACAUUCUAAAUAAAUCUAAGAAGAGUUUUUAAAAAUCAUUCCAAAAUGCAGAACUGUUAUAUGUUGUAGAUCAACUCCUAAUUAAAAAGCAGAAAUUGUAGGUUUAGUUAAAAAAAAUUUAAAAUCAAUAACUCUAGCUAUUGGAGAUGGUGGAAAUGAUGUUAGUAUGAUUUAAGAAUCUCAUAUAGGAGUAGGAAUCUUAGGAAAAGAAGGAAAUUAGGCAGCAAUGAAUAGUGAUUACUUCUUUUGUUAAUUUAAACAUUUAUGGAGAUUAUUAUUUGUACAUGGAAGAUGGAAUUUAUAUAGAACCAGUUAUUUUGUAAAUUACUUUUUUUUUAAAAAUAUUUUGUUUACUUUUCAACAAUUUUACUUUGCAUUUUUUAAUGCAUUUAGUAGUUAAUCUUUUUAUGAAGAUGGUUAUUUACUCAAUUUCAAUACAUUAAUUACAGCAGUAGCACCUGUUUAUUAUGGAGUAUUCGAUCAAGAUUUAGAUGUUCAAGAUACAUAUAUAAAAUCAUAACUACCAAGAGUUUAUAGUGAAUUUAAGUAUCAUAAGUUAUUUGGAAGAAGAGCAUUUGCAAAAUGGUAUGUAAGUGGAUUGUUAUGCAGUGCUCUUGUAUUCUUUGUGACAAAACAGAUAUAUUUAAUAUAAGUAAAUUCAGAAAGUGGAAGAGUUGAUGGAUUAUGGUAAUUAAGCAUUUCUUGUUAUUGGUCAAGUGUUUUCAUAGUAUUCAUUGUGAUAAUUAGUGAUUCAAAUUAAUUCACUUGGAUUACUUUCAUAGCUUAUGGUCCAUUAAGUAUUUUAGCAUUUUUUCCUGUAUUUACAUUGGCUUGGAAUGAAUUUUAAAGUGAAACUAAACAUUAUGCUUAUGACUGGUUAGGAAAUGCUAAAUUCUUUAUUGUUAUAAUUUUAAUAUUGGGAACAGUUUUCAUUUUCAAAAGAGUGGUUAACAUUUGGUAGUAACUUGAGUACCCAACAAUAAUUGAUAAGGUUAGAAAGGAGAAGUAGGAAUUAGAUUAAGUUGUGGAAUAAUCAUUACCACCUGGAUCAAGCAGAUAGGAAUUGAGUGAAUUAGAAUUUCCAAUUUCAAUUGAGAAUUAAGUUUAAGGUGUAUAUAAUCUCUCGCAUAACAUGGGAUAAUAAAGAGAUAUGUGA
Molecule: messenger RNA, 3579 nt
Organism: Paramecium pentaurelia
Lineage: Eukaryota; Ciliophora; Oligohymenophorea; Peniculida; Parameciidae
Source: the annotation of a GenBank genome assembly